Neoarthrinium moseri is the source of this 1491-nucleotide messenger RNA. RefSeq lists its product as uncharacterized. Bases 1 to 1491 code for a protein of 496 amino acids. NCBI's taxonomy places the organism in Eukaryota, Fungi, Ascomycota, Sordariomycetes, Amphisphaeriales, Apiosporaceae. Gene Ontology annotation, cellular component: endoplasmic reticulum membrane. The record is from RefSeq and is a predicted model, not a curated record. The transcript has 5 exons. Gene Ontology annotation, molecular function: Delta24(24-1) sterol reductase activity. Gene Ontology annotation, biological process: ergosterol biosynthetic process.
AUGAACAACCAGAAGACCGGGGCUCCCGACAUUGUUGAACCAUUGCUAUCCUCAGCAUCCGAAACACGACCUUCCAUUCAGCCUAGAACCAUGAAUGCCGCAAACAAACAAUCUGUGACAAAAGUCAAACAACCAGCAGCAAAACCGAUCAGUCUACACAACAAUGGUGUGCCCUCCGACCACCUUGAAUUUGGCGGUUCCCUCGGAAAUUCCGUCCUCAUGGUCGGAUUUCCGUUGUUGAUGUGGUACAUGUUUGUUGGUGUCGACUACUACAACGGGCAAUUCCCACUGCCCUCGACGGGCCAGCCCUGGCUUGAGUUUAUUCAGCAUCUGUUUGAUCUGGCGUACGAGGGGGCAUUUCCAACCCGCAGAGCUUGGGCGAUAUACUGGUCGUUCUUUGCCAUGGAAUUUGCUUUUUACUAUACGCUGCCAGGUGUUAGCGGAUAUGGCAAACAGCUGAGACAUGAGGGCGGGAGACAGCUGAAGUACUUCUGCAAUGCUUAUACCAGUUUCUACACUACGAUUUUCGUUGCAGCUAUCCUUCACGUUAUCGGCCUUUUCCCCCUCUACACCCUGCUUGACGAGUUCGGCCCUAUCAUGUCGGUGGCUAUUCUAUCGGGAUUCAUCAACAGCAUCUUAGUGUAUUUGUCGGCCAUGGUUCGGAGAAAGACCCAUCGGCUCAGUGGGUACCCCAUCCACGACUUCUUCAUGGGUGCUGAGUUGAAUCCACGUGUUGGAAUCUUGGAUCUGAAAAUGUUUUACGAAGUGCGGAUACCCUGGUUCAUUCUGUUUCUUAUCAGCUCAGCCGUCGCUGUUCGACAAUACGAAUCAUACGGCUACGUCUCCAAAGAAGUCAUGUUCAUUCUAAUGGCACAUUUCCUAUACGCCAACGGAUGUGCAAAGGGAGAACAUUUGAUCAUCACUAGUUGGGACAUGUACUUCGAGAAGUUGGGCUUCAUGCUCACGUUCUGGAACAUGGCAGGUGUGCCAUUUUCAUAUUGCCAUUGCGCAUUGUAUCUGGCAAAUCACGACCCAGAGGAGUAUCGAUGGAGUUAUCUACCAUUGGCAGCACUAGCUAUUGGAUAUCUGUUUUUCUAUUGGGUGUGGGAUACCUCCAACGGCCAGAAGAACGGGUUUCGACAGAUGGAGCGAGGCCAGCUUCUCGAGCGCAACACUUUCCCUCGGCUACCAUGGCUCGUUCUGCGGGACCCAAAAACCAUCAGUACUUCUACUGGUGAUCGAUUGCUAGUCGAUGGGUGGUUUGGGAUUGUUCGGAAGCCAGGUUAUGUGUGCGAUAUGUACUUUGCAAUCUCAUGGGCUCUUAUAACUGGUUUUAAGAGUCCUUUGCCGUGGUUCUAUCCUGUCUUUUUCUGUUUGAUGAUACUACACAGGACAAGGCGAGACAUCAGAAAGUGCAGAAAUGUGUACGGUGAGGCGUGGAGGAAGUACGAAGAAGCGGUUCCUUACUUGUUCAUACCCUACGUUAUCUAG